Molecule: messenger RNA, 1162 nt
Organism: Vitrella brassicaformis
Lineage: Eukaryota; Vitrellaceae
Source: the annotation of a GenBank genome assembly
UGUGUGUUAACUGGAUGUCUCUCGACACGGACGGGCUGGUUGUAUUCAUGUGUGAAGACAUCCAGUUGAGCAUUGAAAACGUUGGAAUGCAAUCAUUCUUUGCCUCUCAACACUCUGCCGUCUAGAAGAUCGGUCUCUUCAAACAGAUCGGCGACAAACGCAAAAGUGCCGUACGUCCCUUCCCUCAUCCCGCCCCCUCCCCCCCACACCCGUCCAUCUCACUACUCGCUCACCUCACUGCAGGAGUGUGAACACCUCCACCUCGUCAGAGACGAACAUGUGCAUCUGAUAUCCCAUCACCGGAAAGAUGCCGAAAGGAGGUCGCCGCCCGCAGCAUCGCCCCGCCGCCUGCACCGACCCAAAAGGGGGCGGCGUCCACAGCUCCAGCCACUGGUGCGUGCUCAGGCUGGAGAAACUCCCCAACUGGCCCACCAUCAGCCCCCCCGCCGAGUCCCUUGGUCGAUCGUCCGCUUGCGAGACAUAGAUGCACUGGGGCAUCAGGGAGUGCGGCUGGAAGGUGGGCGGGGAGGCGCCAAAUGCCUUGAAGAUGAGGGCAGCCGCCUCAUAGCGGUUGAAGGUGCGGUGGCCGGCGCGACUGCCUGGCGGUAGGCGCCGCUCAGGAGGUGGCUGCAGGCUGGUGUCGAUGGAGAAGCCGUGGAUGUCUCCAUUUGCGCGGAUGAGGAACAGCAGGGGGCUCGCAUCGCCCACACGAUGGAGCAUGUCGGUGUACUUGAAGCCGUGGACUGUCCCUCUGCAGCCACACAAGGAGAGAAGAGCCAAGAAAAUGAUAGAGUGUGCAGCACAUAUUGAGUGUCUCCUCUUACUUGUAGAGUAGUUCGAUGCGUGUGAUCUUUUUGCCUGUCUUCUGCAGUACGGCCAUCAGCUGACUGGCGGAGGCGAUCACAGAGGGACUGGGGAUGCACGGCCCAUCGCCAUGCAGCCGCAUCGUGGGCUCCAUCGCCGGGCCGUGUCUCUCCAUCGCCGCCAUGAGUGACGCCUUCAGCCGCCGAGGAGCAUACGGGGGGUCGACCACACUUAUGGGCGUGGCGGCACACAUGCGGCCGGCGAAGUCGCUGGCGAGUGCCACAGCUGAGACAUCGGGGGGGAGGGAGGGCAGGUAAUGCGACAGCCGCUUUACGGUGUCCGCCAGAUUGGUGAUCAU